AUGCCUGGGGCAAAUCCAUCCCACACAGCUGCUGCCGAGCACAAAGUACCAGCAGACAAGUACCAGACAGUACAGCGACGGCGUCCCUCUGCGAUAACUCGACAAAAAUCACUGCGCUUGCACCGCGCGUUCAAUCCUUUAAACCCACCUGCUCGAGAUUCUGUCGGUGUCCGCGAGACACAGGGCGACAAAUGCACGUUGAAGACUGACCGCUGCCUUCGACCCUCUCCCAACCAGCCCUCCAAAAAAAAAAACAAUCCGCUCGGGGACGUGUCUGACCAUCUCGAUUGUUUUUCGAAUGUUGAGACGAAUUUAAUGCCGUCUUGUCGCUCUUUUACCACCACCGAUUCAACAGUCCCAUCGUUUUAA
Molecule: messenger RNA, 369 nt
Organism: Ustilaginoidea virens
Lineage: Eukaryota; Fungi; Ascomycota; Sordariomycetes; Hypocreales; Clavicipitaceae
Exons: 4
Coding region: 1-369 (122 amino acids)
Source: RefSeq, a predicted model, not a curated record